AUAAAAUAAAAUUAAAAGUCAAGUGAAAUGUGAUUUUUUUAUAUUCUUAGAAUAACAUGAUAAAGAUAUACGUAGACAAUAAAAUAACUUUAAAACCUUUCACUUUAUAAAUGCCGGUUGCAUUCUUGCAAAUCAAGAAAUUUUGAAAAUGGAUUGCAACUUAAAAUGGUUAAACUUUUCUUUUAAUUACAAUCAAGAAAUUAUGAUAUGGAUAGUUUUAAAUUACUUAUUUAAUGUUGCAAAUGCUAAACGCACAUGUAGCCAUUUAGUAGAAAUCUCGACAACAAACGGCAAGCAAUCAGUAACUGCAACUUAUUACUGCAUUACAGUUGCAUAUUGCUGUCAGAGUGGUUGUUGUUACUUGCAUAACCUCUGGUAUUUCUGGUUUAUCUUUAUACUCAUUAUUGUGGUAUCCUGCUCUGGCUGUUGUUAUUACGCUUACCGAAAAAAGAAAAGUUUAAAAAUAUGGCAAGCGCCUAUGCAAAUUGACUUUAGUAUGAAAAAGCAACGAGAAAUAAGAAAUAAUUUAUCGCACCAUACAUGAAGUAUACUUUUUUAAUCAUGACAUUUUAUUUUAAAGAAAAAAAAGCAAGAUUUGGUUAGAAGCGAAGACGUUUAUACUAUGACUACAAUUAAGAAUCAAAUUAAACAAUAACUGACAAUGAUAUUAAAAUUAUUUAACAAAUUAAACGGUAUUCGACAAUGAUACUGAAAUUGUUUAAGAAAUAGUCUAAUUUUUGA
This is a messenger RNA of Hydra vulgaris (swiftwater hydra), 741 nucleotides long. The record is from RefSeq and is a predicted model, not a curated record. NCBI's taxonomy places the organism in Eukaryota, Metazoa, Cnidaria, Hydrozoa, Anthoathecata, Hydridae.